This is a messenger RNA of Cuscuta campestris, 1372 nucleotides long. The record is from the annotation of a GenBank genome assembly. Lineage: Eukaryota; Viridiplantae; Streptophyta; Magnoliopsida; Solanales; Convolvulaceae.
CCUUCCCCCAUCUCCUUCGAACUCAACCUUUGACUUCCAGUUCGUAGACAAACUGAGUUUCUUGACAAGAAACGAAGAAGAAGAAGAAGAAGAAGACGAUGGUGGCCAGAAGCCCACCAAAGCUUCACCAGUGGAAAACUCCGGCGGCCCCUCUGGACCCCAUCCGCCUCCGGGAAACUCUCAAAAAGGUGGACAAGUGUGUGGCCAGAUUAGAAGAGCUGCAAUGCACUGUGACCGGAGGAAAGGGGAUUAUAUCUGGGGCGGGUCUUAGCCCUAGAAGCACCAGAGCCUAUUUAAGGGCCACCAGCCUCAGAUGCAAACAAGAUUCUAUCAGGAUCAAGAAUGGUUCUUCUAACAGAUCUCCUCGUGGAAAAUUGCCCGCGAAUGCAGCAGGAGAGUGGAAGAGGAUGUCAUUACCAGCAAUGCUGCUAGGAGAGACAGUGACUGAAAUCCUACAAGCAAGUCAGUUUGCAAGAGAGGUAGUGGAAGCAGCGGCUGCGGUCUCUGAUGACCCCAAAACCCCUCCGGUCACAAUCCGGCGAACCAAUAAGAAUCCUGGCCUGGAAAACUCCGAGCUGCGAGCUCGAAGAAAAAGGGAGAAGGAAGAGGUUAAAGCUGUCCCCCGUCCUUCUCUGAGACGCGCCCGUUCGCGCAUAAACUUCAAGGUCUCCCCUCCUCCACACAAGACAGAAGAAGAAUCACCAUCACCCCCAGCAGCAGCUUCACAGCAGCAGAAGACCAGCAGAACAAAGUCACCUGUUUUUUCAAGAACUGGUCAGCAAAAAACCCCACACAAGUUCUUGAUCAAGUCCCCGAAUCCGCCUUCCAGGAGGUUUCAGGUGAAGAUCAGGAGGAGCCCUCCAUUGUCUAUUUCCCCUCCUCCUCCUACAAGAGCUGUGGCUAAAGACAACAAGUCUCCAAAGAUUUCUACGGCUGGAAGGCUGAAAAGAUCACUUUCCCCUUCAAGGUUUGCAAACCGGAUGCUGUUAGCAUCUUCUUCGCCAUCAAAGAUUAGAAGAUCAUUUUCGCCAUCACGGCUGGCAAACAAGCUUGUUUCUCCAUUGAAGAGUAGGAGGAAGUCUGUGCAGAUAAACAGUGCUGAUGCUAUGAAGAUGAUGAUGAGCGGAUUGAAACAACAACCAUCAUCAACAAGUUCAUUGCCAAUGCAAUUCCCAGCUCGGAGAUUGUGAUUGUGAUUUGGUUCUUUUUGUUCCUUGCAUAUCGUUUUUCUUUUCCGUGUCUAUAUAGAAUUUUAGUUUCAUUGGUGGGUAUGAAUUUGUGUUCCAUUGUCUAUUAUGGCACACACCUUCUCUCAGAUUAACUGUGGGCACUUUACUUCCUCAAUCAAGGACAAUAAAACAUUUUAAUUCUU